UCGCGGCUCGUACUCUACACGCAUGGCAUGGCCGUACGUCGAGCAGCCAACAGGAGCAUUACUAGCAGAAGCAUUAAUUUCAUCGUCGGUCGAACAGUGAACCAUUACGUCAACUCGUGACAAUCAAUGCUCGAUAAUUUCAAAGCAUCAAUUGGUGGUUGAAGACGCGCUUUUCCCAAUCACGAUUCACGAGUGUCAAGGUCACAUGGAUCCUUGCAAGGGUAUACCAGGAUAACGGACUUGAUGUGGCUCAAUUUAGUAGCAACCAGUGCAGUAUUAUGAAAGGCCACAUGAGAUUAAGAUCUUGAGCUGUUAGUUUUCAUAGAAGAAAGUUCAGCUUUGAUGUGAGCAACACCUGGUUAAGAUGAUUGAAAACUUGAUCAAUGAAUGGCUGGCUGACUGUGCUGAGCUCUCAACAUCUGAGGUCAACACAUUUGCCUAUCAACUGUCGCAGGACGAUGAGAUUGUACAGGCUCUGUACUUACUUUUUGAGGAGCGUAGCAAAUACAGCCAGUUGGUGGAGACUGUGUGCAAUCAGCUAUUCAAUUUCUACAGAUCAAGAGAAAUACAACUACAACGCUUUAGUUUACAGUUCAUACCUACAUUAAUUUACAUUUAUUUAAAUGCUGCUGCUCAUGGUGACAUUAAAAACUGCCGUACAGUGGAAACCUUAUUAGUUGGUGUGUAUAAUUUAGAAUUGGUGGACAAAGAUGGAGAACCUAAAGCAGUAUCUUUUCGUUUACCUUCACUUGCAAUGAUGUCAAUAUACCAUGAGCCAUCUAGUUUAGCACCAGCAUCACUUACAGAAAAUGCUGUGCGAAGGUUUGAAGAGUGUAAUACAAAACUUGUCAGCUGGGGUCCUCUGAAGCAUAUUGAAACAUUAAAUGCACAGAACAGGCUAAAAGUAAUGACGGCUUUAUUAUUUGUGUUCAAUCAACAUUUAAGUUUUCUAAAGAAAUCAGCUCUUGAACAGCUGUGUAAAGUUGCUUCAAAACUUGUUACUCAAGGUUUCAUGAAACCUGGACAUCAUCAACGUAGUUCUUAUGGUAGCGAAUCAAGUUUUGUUCCUAGACUUUUGCCUCGCAUACCAGUAUCAAGUCAGUUUUUACUUGAAUUUCUUCAUGCUAUUUAUUUUUCUAUGUACAACAAUUGUUGGUAUGUUGCAAUUCAAGCUGUUGAAGACAUUCACAAUCGAGCCUGUUAUGAAACAUAUCCGGACGUUAUGCUCGCUACGAAUGCUAUACGCAAUGCCAGCAAUGCAGGUCCAACAGGACAACCGUCUGAAGGGUCUAUAGGUGUGCAUGUUCCAACGUCAAGUACAACAACAAUAUUAAAAUCAAUGAUCACGAACGCUUCGUUUCGAACGAAAAAGUUACCGGACGACCUGGACGAGUUAUUGUUUGAGAGCAGUGAAACAAAAAGCGACACAAACGUAACGACCUCAGCCACCACGCCAGCUCAACGAACACCAGUUAGCAGUGUGAGACGUCGCGCUUGGUUGUGGAAAAAUCCGAUGCACAACUCUUUCGACGACACCGAUAUUGCCAUCGCCGAUCGUCACCAAGUACCCGCGAUAGUCGUUCAGCCAUCUUCGUCGGACAACUCUAGACGUCCAAGCGUAGCGAGCAGUCAAAGUUCACCAAACCGAUCGUCGCCAAAACGAGGAAGAAACAAAAAGGACAACGCGGCCGGUAAAAUGAGAAGAGACUCGUUGAAGGACAAAUCAAGCGGCGAGAGCGCAGCGCAGAAAUUGUACAGAGUGUUGGAAGAGCAAGCACUUGGGGAAGCUGUUGGACGCUUGGGAGUGGGAAUCUCGAAGAGCAAGCAGCCAAUCAAUCUGUGUAAUCCGACAGAUGGAUCAUCGUCUAGUAGUGGAUUUCAACAUUAGCUUAUUUUCUUUUCCGAUCGUUUAUAUGUAGCAAAGAAGAUUAGUUUGUCAAGAGUAGUUGCAUUCGAGAGAUAAAAAUAGUGAGAUGAUAUUCCAAUCCAACAAGAGGACCAGCAACAGCAACAGCCAAACGAUAAGAGUAGUGUUAGCAAAAUUGAGAAAAGCGAGAAGAGCGCCAGUAAAGUCGAAAAAAAUGAAAAGGC
Phymastichus coffea is the source of this 2091-nucleotide messenger RNA. RefSeq names its product hyccin (gene Hyccin). Bases 365 to 1888 code for a protein of 507 amino acids. Gene Ontology annotation, cellular component: plasma membrane. Gene Ontology annotation, biological process: protein localization to plasma membrane; phosphatidylinositol phosphate biosynthetic process. NCBI's taxonomy places the organism in Eukaryota, Metazoa, Arthropoda, Insecta, Hymenoptera, Eulophidae. The record is from RefSeq and is a predicted model, not a curated record. The transcript is spliced from 9 exons.